Arvicola amphibius (Eurasian water vole) is the source of this 2751-nucleotide messenger RNA. It is a transcript of the gene C12H1orf115, whose product is annotated as chromosome 12 C1orf115 homolog. Lineage: Eukaryota; Metazoa; Chordata; Mammalia; Rodentia; Cricetidae. The record is from RefSeq and is a predicted model, not a curated record. The transcript is spliced from 2 exons. The coding region runs from base 61 to 486 and encodes 141 amino acids.
GGGGCGCCGAGCAAAGGUUGUCCUCAAAGCCCAGGAUCUUCUCCGCAGCCCCGUGGCAUCAUGACGGUGGGCGCCCGGCUCCGGAGCAAGGCGGCGAGCAGCUUCGCGCGCCGGGGGCCCCUGGGGCGAUCUCGCGGCGCCGGGGACGAGGAGACGGAUGUCAUCGUGGAACACCUAGAGGGCGAGGACGAUGACCCAGCAAGCCAGGACGAUACGCGCGAGGAGGGAGGGCGACGCGCGGGGACCCCAAGCGCGCGCAGAGUGCACCUGGCCGCGCUGCCCGAGCGCUACGAGCCCCUCGAGGAGACCUCGCCAGGCGACAAGCCCAAGAAGAGGUUUCGGCGAAAACUGAAAAAGUACGGCAAGAAUUUCGGGAAGGCCAUCAGCAAAGGAUGCCGGUACAUAGUCAUUGGCCUGCAUGGAUUUGCUGCUGCCUACUCCUCCCCGUUUGGAGUGGCCACCAGCGUGGUGUCCUUUGUGCGCUAACCGGAGCUGCAGGGGCAGGCAUCACCAAAAAUGCUUCUGCCCCAGGGGACAGUGUGAACCCACCAGCACUUCGGACUCUAACUCACAGGAACUCUGAAGAUGGACUCUACUUUAUGCUCCAUUGUUGAACUGGUUGCCAGACAGAAGUAAUCCCCGCUCAUUCGCUGAGCCACUCGGUUCUCUUGGACAUGGGUGGAUCCGGGGAUCAGAUCUGUGGAGAUUUAGGCCAAGAUCAAAUUGGGGAUAGGGUUAGUUUGCUUCCUGUACCGGCUAGAGCCUUUCUGGGGGUACAGGCAAGCAGACUCGUGGCAGGUCUGGGGUCUGAGCCAUGCGGGUCGUGGGCAAGUUGUGAGGGGGGAGGAUGCAGACCUCUAAUGUGAUAGUUGCUAGGUUCUGGAAAGGUCAAGAUGGGCACGCCUUCCUUGAUCCCCUCACUGAGGGCAGUGAGGGAGCUGCUUCUACCGGCUCUCUCUCCUCCAUCACUGCUUUACUAAGCUGUCAUCGCGAGUUUAAUUACAGGUUUGGGAAGACAGAAAGACGGAAACUGUCUUUGAAGACCACGAUCCUUUGAAACCCGUGUUCACAGCUGUGUGGGGACUGUUGAAAGUAGAUCAGAGAGUGUCAUCUUCAUAAGUGUUUCAUAACUGCGCGCCUGGCAAUGAGGAAGGGAAGGCAAGUUCAGAAGCUGGGAGGCUGCAACAGGUGCCUUCCGAGGCUGAACCUGGUCCAGCUAUUGUGUUUGGAGCAGGCAGGACUCCUGCAGGUGUGACUGUCCACACCAGUUCACUGCUGACAGGUGCCUAACUCCACCAUUUGAUUGAGAAGAGAGGGGUGGGUAAAGUGGAGAGAGAGAGAAGGAAAGGAGAGAGAAUUUACAAGUAUAUUUAGUAUAUUUGGAGGAGCAACCAGUAAGUGAGAGAUGGGCAUGAGGAAAGAAGAAGAAAAGCCAAGGACGACACUGGAGAGGCAGUGAAGUUGUGGAGCCAAGGACACAUGCUUGUGAUGGAGAUUUCUUUGGGAGGGCUGAGCUGCUUGUGUGGGGGACUAGGGGAAGCUGGGGGACCAGAGGCACAGUGGUGGGUAACACUUCUUAGGCCAGUAUCUCACUUGGAUUCAAAAGUUAGUUAAUGUAGGCAUGAGUCCGAGACUUGACACCCGCCGAGGGUGGCUCCUUGACUAGCAUUGGGUGCUGCGAGAACAAGAGAAGAACCCCUCUAAAGGGGCGAGAACAAGAGAAGAACCCCUCUAAAGGGUAGGAUGUCUGGGACACUGCACUGCUGGGUCUCACGACUAUUUUUAAAGUUGUUCAUAAAGGGCCCUUUCACCAUGACCCUUGGGCAACCCUCCAGCAGGCCAGGGUUUCAACUUUGCUUCUAGAGUAUUCAAGUCCCAGAACAGAUCUUGGAACCUCUCUUCAGGAUCAGUUUAUUAGCCUAGGAGACACGAAGAAAGCCAAGAUGCUCAUCCCUUACCCGCUGGGCCCAACCAUCAGGCACUGGUGAAUGGGGAGGGUGGAAAGACAGAAGAGGAGCAGGUGAAGGAGACAGUAGCGGUUGCCCACUUAGACUCAGCCUCCCCUCUGGAGGCUCCUGUUGAAUUGCCCAGUCCCUGGAACUUUAUUCCUAGUAGUACAAGCAGGUUAUAUGCAGGGUCACACAUGUGACGGGAUGAUGCUUGCCUGGUAGGAUGGAAAAUGUAAAGGUGAAUAGGAGAAAAAGCCACAUGCAGUUGACUGGAAAGAAUCAGGAAUGGGAAGCUUGCAAGAUGCCUCCCCUGCCACCUCCUGAUAGCGGAGAGUCCCAGGGAGUCCACGACAUCCUGCUAGGUAGGGAGAAGUGUGACCCAGGGACGGGAUGAACAAUCAAAGAUGCUUUCUUUCCCUGGGAGUCUUCCUCCCCACCUUCCAAAUUGGAAAGUCAGCACAGCCAGGUCCGUCUGGCCCUGUGCCUCUCCAAGUCUGGCUAAGAAUUAACUCAGAAACGGCCAAAGUCAAAAGCUAGUCCUGGGACUCGCCAGGCUCGCUGGAAGGUGAACUUCAGCUCCUGGAGCAGACUGUGUGAUCUCAUCCCAUGUGUGGGACUCGUGGUUUGUGUUGCAGGCCGCCCAUUGUUGCUUUCCUGUGUUUCCUUGUUUGGCAGCAGGGCCCACACCCUGCUGCAACUGAAUUUAAGAGCUUAGCUUUCCCAUUACUGACGUCCAACAUUUUUUUUUCCUGUAUCCCUAUCUUGCCUUGUGGUGUAAAUAAAAGCCCGAGAUUGUCUGGUU